AGGCACCUCGACCAAUAAUGAUGAGAAAACCUUGAAGUCUGCCCAACGAUCGUGGGCCGAAGGCGGUCCUGCUUUGUUGGGGCGUGAGUGUGUGUGUGCCCUGUGUGAGUGUAUAUGUGUGUGUGCCCGGGGGUACUGAGGGCUACGUGGGGGCGAAGCAGAACUUGCCAUGGCAGCAGCAGAGGAAGAAGACGGGGGCCCCGAAGGGCCAAAUCGCGAGCGGGGCGGGGCGAGCGCGACCUUCGAAUGUAAUAUAUGUCUGGAGACAGCCCGCGAAGCUGUGGUCAGCGUGUGCGGCCACCUGUACUGCUGGCCCUGUCUUCACCAGUGGCUGGAGACCCGGCCAGACCGGCAAGAAUGUCCGGUGUGUAAAGCCGGCAUCAGCCGAGAGAAGGUCGUCCCUCUUUAUGGGCGAGGGAGCCAGAAGCCACAGGAUCCCAGAUUGAAAACUCCACCCCGCCCUCAGGGCCAGCGUCCAGCUCCAGAGAGCAGAGGGGGGUUCCAGCCAUUCGGUGAUGCUGGGGGAUUCCACUUCUCCUUUGGGGUCGGUGCCUUCCCCUUUGGCUUCUUCACCACCGUGUUCAAUGCCCACGAGCCUUUCAGAAGAGGCACAGGUGUGGAUCUGGGACAGGGUCACCCAGCCUCCAGCUGGCAAGACUCCCUAUUCCUGUUCCUCGCCAUCUUUUUCUUUUUCUGGCUGCUCAGUAUUUGAGCUGUGUCUCCUCCUUGCCCACCUCCAGCUAGAGGAGAAUCAGUAUUGGGAGUCCCGUGCUGGUCCUUCCUUGCUUUUGGACCACCCCUUUACUUCCAUGACCCAUCUCUGUCUGCUGAGGCCUCUCUCGGGAGGGCAUGGCGAGGAGUGACCAGUCUGCUUAAGAUGGGAGUGCCUGCUGCUGUGUACUGCUGGCCCAGUAGCACAGACACUCCUAGCCUGGAGGACGGACAGACAGACAGGUGUCCAGUUCUCCGAAUCCUUUGCUUUUCCCCAGAUUUCUUGAUUUGGUAUUUAAAGGUGGGCUCUCCCCAACUCCUCCACGUGACUUAAUUUAAUCUUUCUCUACCCACUGUCUAAUAUGAAUUUUGACUCUUGAAGUGUCUCUUUCCAUCCCUCACUACCUCCUUUAAUUACAAAUUCAAAUAAUAAUAAUAAUAAUAAAAAUAAAGGUGAAACGCAUUGCUGGGAA
Mus pahari (shrew mouse) is the source of this 1184-nucleotide messenger RNA. It is a transcript of the gene Rnf5, whose product is annotated as ring finger protein 5. The transcript is spliced from 6 exons. The record is from RefSeq and is a predicted model, not a curated record. Bases 170 to 712 code for a protein of 180 amino acids. Gene Ontology annotation, molecular function: ubiquitin-like protein conjugating enzyme binding; ubiquitin protein ligase activity. Gene Ontology annotation, cellular component: endoplasmic reticulum. Lineage: Eukaryota; Metazoa; Chordata; Mammalia; Rodentia; Muridae. Gene Ontology annotation, biological process: ubiquitin-dependent protein catabolic process.